UGUCCCCGUGGGCCUGGCUUCGCCAACCGUGGUGAUGUGCUCUCGGGACGGCCCUUCUACAAAGAUGUGAACGAGUGCAAGGUGUUCUCCGGGCUCUGCACCCACGGCACCUGCAGGAACACCAUCGGCAGCUUCAGGUGCAUCUGCGGCAACGGCUUCGCUCUGGAUGCUGAGGAGAGGAACUGCACAGACAUCGACGAGUGCCGCAUCUCCCCCGACCUGUGCGGCCACGGCUCGUGCGUCAACACCCCGGGCAGCUUCGAGUGCGAGUGCUUCGAGGGCUACGAGAGCGGCUUCAUGAUGAUGAAGAACUGCAUGGACAUCAACGAGUGCGAGCGGGACCCGCUGCUGUGCCGGGGCGGGAUCUGCAUGAACACCGACGGCAGCUUCGAGUGCAUCUGCCCCCCUGGGCACGAGCUGACAGCCGAGGGCAACACCUGCAUUGACAUCAACGAGUGCUCCCUCAGUGACAACCUCUGUCGCAACGGGCGCUGCGUCAACGUCAUCGGCACCUACCAGUGCUCCUGCGACUCUGGAUUCCAGGCCACGCCGGACAGGCAGGGCUGUGUGGACAUCGACGAGUGCACCAUCACCAACGGGGGCUGUGACACCCACUGCUCCAACUCCGAGGGCAGCUACGAGUGCAGCUGCAGCGAAGGCUAUGCCCUGAUGCCAGACAAGAGGUCCUGUGCAGAUAUUGAUGAGUGUGAGGAUAACCCCGAGAUCUGUGACGGGGGGCAGUGCACCAACAUCCCCGGCGAGUACCGCUGCCUCUGCUUCGACGGCUUCAUGGCAUCCCUGGACAUGAAGACCUGCAUUGAUGUGAACGAGUGCGACCUCAACCCCAACAUCUGCCUGCACGGCGAGUGUGAGAACACCAAGGGCUCCUUCAUCUGCCACUGCCAGCUGGGCUACUUCGUCAAGAAGGGAACCACAGGGUGCACAGACAUCGACGAGUGUGAGAUUGGGGCCCACAACUGUGACAUGCACGCCUCCUGCAUCAACGUCCCCGGCAGCUUCAAGUGCAAGUGUCGCUCGGGCUGGCUCGGGGACGGGCUCAAGUGCAACGACCUGGAUGAGUGUGCAACUGAGGAGCACAAGUGCAACCUGAACGCCAACUGUGUGAACACGCCCGGCUCGUACCGCUGCGCCUGCCGCGACGGCUUCAACGGCGACGGCUUCUCCUGCUCAGACGUGGAUGAGUGUGCAGACAACGUGAACCUGUGUGAGAACGGGCAGUGCCUCAACGCCCCUGGCGGGUACCGCUGCGAGUGCGAGAUGGGCUUCAACCCCACCGAGGACAGCAAGGCCUGCCAGGACAUUGAUGAAUGCACCUUCCAGAACAUCUGUGUCUUUGGCACCUGCCAGAACCUGCCCGGGAUGUUCCGCUGUGCCUGCGACGAUGGAUAUGAGCUGGACAGGAGUGGGGGCAACUGCACAGACAUCAACGAGUGUGCAGACCCUGUGAACUGCAUCAACGGGCUCUGUGUCAACACCCCGGGCAGCUACCUGUGCAACUGCCCCCAGGACUUCGAGCUGAACCCCACGGGGGUGGGCUGUGUGGAUACCCGCGUUGGGAAUUGCUUCCUGGACACGCAGGACCGAGGGGACGGGGGCAUCUCCUGCAGCGCCGAGAUCGGCGUGGGGGUCACCAGGGCCUCCUGCUGCUGCUCCCUGGGCCGUGCCUGGGGCAACCCCUGCGAGCUCUGCCCCCCAGCCAACACCACCGAGUACAAGACCUUGUGCCCUGGGGGAGAAGGGUUCCGGCCCAACCCCAUCACUGUCAUCCUGGAGGACAUUGACGAGUGCCAGGAGCUGCCAGGGCUGUGCCAGGGCGGGAAUUGUGUCAACACCUUCGGCAGCUUCCAGUGCGAGUGUCCCCUGGGCUACUACCUCAACGAGGACACCCGGAUCUGCGAGGAUAUUGAUGAGUGCUCUGCCCACAUCGGGAUCUGUGGCCCUGGCACCUGCUACAACACCCUGGGCAACUACACCUGCGUGUGCCCACCUGAGUACAUGCAGGUCAACGGGGGAAACAACUGCAUGGACAUGAGGAAGAGCGUUUGCUACCGCAACUACAACGACACCUGCGAGAACGAGCUGUCCUUCAACAUGACCAAGAAGAUGUGCUGCUGCUCCUACAACAUUGGCAAGGCCUGGAACAAACCCUGCGAGCCCUGUCCCACCCCUGCCAGCCCCGAGUACCAGAUCCUGUGUGGGAACCAAGCCCCUGGAUUCAUCAUUGACAUCCACACAGGGAAACCCAUUGAUGUGAACGAGUGCUCGGAGAACUUGGGGGUGUGCAUCAACGGCGCCUGCAUCAACACCGACGGCUCCUUCCGCUGCGAGUGCCCCUUCGGCUACAACCUGGACUACACCGGGGUCAACUGCGUGGACACGGACGAGUGCUCCAUUGGCAAUCCCUGUGGGAAUGGUACCUGCACCAACGUGGUGGGAGGCUUUGAGUGCGCCUGUGAUGAGGGCUUUGAGCCAGGGCCCAUGAUGACCUGUGAAGACAUCAACGAGUGCUCCCUGAACCCCCUGCUCUGCGCCUUCCGCUGCAUCAACACCUUCGGCUCCUACGAGUGCACCUGCCCCUCUGGCUACGCCCUGCGCGAGGACAGGAGGAUGUGCAGAGAUCUGGACGAGUGUGCAGAGGGGCUGCACGACUGUGAGUCCCGGGGGAUGCUCUGCAAGAACCUCAUCGGCACCUUCAUGUGCAUCUGCCCUCCUGGCAUGCAGCGCAGGCCCGACGGCGAGGGCUGCACAGUCCAANUGGGCUCCUUCCAGUGCCUGUGCCAGGAGGGCUACGACCGCACCCCCGACGGCAAGAACUGUGUGGACAUCAACGAGUGCGUGAGCCUGCCCGGGACCUGCUCCCCUGGCACCUGCCAGAACCUGGAGGGCUCCUUCCGCUGCAUCUGCCCCCCUGGCUACGAGGUGCAGAACGACAACUGCAUUGACAUCAACGAGUGCGAGGAGGAGCCCAACAUCUGCCUCUUUGGGACGUGCACCAACACCCCCGGCAGCUUCCAGUGCGUGUGCCCGCCCGGCUUCGUGCUGUCCGACAACGGCCGCCGCUGCUUCGACACCCGCCAGAGCUUCUGCUUCACUCGCUUCGACAACGGGAAGUGCUCGGUGCCCAAGGCCUUCAACACCACCAAGGCUCGGUGCUGCUGCAGCAAAAUGCCCGGGGAGGGCUGGGGAGACCCCUGCGAGCUGUGCCCGCAGGAGGGCAACGAUGAGAACGAGUGCCGCAGCAAGCCGGGGAUCUGCCCCAACGGGCGCUGCGUGAACACGGCCGGCAGUUACCGCUGCGACUGCAACGAGGGCUUUGAAGUCAGUGCCUCGGGCACCGAGUGCAUCGACACCCGGCAGGGCUUCUGCUUCACGGAGGUGCUGCAGACCAUGUGCCAGAUGUCCUCCACCAACCGCAACCUGGUCACCAAGUCCGAGUGCUGCUGCAACAGCGGGCGCAGCUGGGGCCCCCAGUGCGAGCUCUGCCCCCUGCCUGGCACUGCCCACUACAAGAAGAUGUGUCCCCACGGCCCUGGCUACUCCACGGAUGGCAGAGGUCGCAACGAGUGCCAGGAGAUCCCCAACGUGUGCAGCCACGGCGACUGCGUGGACACCGAGGGCAGCUACGUCUGCAUCUGCCACAACGGCUUCAAGGCCACCGGGGAGCAGACCAUGUGCAUGGAUCUGGACGAGUGUAACCAGUCCCCAAAGCCCUGCAACUUCAUCUGCAAGAACACCGAGGGCAGCUACCAGUGCUCCUGCCCCCGGGGCUACAUCCUGCAGGAGGAUGGCAAAAUCUGCAAAGACCUGGAUGAGUGCUCCACCAAGCAGCACAACUGCCAGUUCCUCUGUGUCAACGUCAUCGGGAGCUUCAACUGCAAGUGCCCCCCUGGCUUCACCCAGCACCACUCGUCCUGCAUUGACAACAACGAGUGCACAGCCCAGCCCUCGCUGUGUGGAGCCAAGGGGCAGUGCCUGAACACCCCGGGCAGCUACAACUGCGAGUGCCAGAAAGGAUUUUCCCUGGACAGCACCGGGGUCAACUGUGAAGAUGUGGACGAGUGUGACGGGAACCACCGGUGCCAGCACGGCUGCCAGAACGUGCUGGGCGGGUACCGCUGCGGCUGCCCCCAGGGCUACGUGCAGCACUACCAGUGGAACCAGUGCGUGGAUGAGAACGAGUGCUCCAGCCCCUCUGCCUGCGGCUCUGCCUCCUGCUACAACACCCUGGGCAGCUUCAAGUGCGUCUGUCCCUCGGGCUUCGACUUCGACCAGGCCUUCGGGGGCUGCCAGGACGUGGACGAGUGCUCGGCCGGGGGCAGCCCCUGCAGCUACGGCUGCUCCAACACGGACGGGGGGUACCUGUGCGGCUGCCCCGGGGGGUACUUCAGAGCAGGACAGGGGCACUGCAUUUCUGGCUUGGGGUUUGGGAAGGGUCCCUACCUGCCUGCGCCCCAGGAGGAGGAUGAGGACAACCUGCUGUCCCCCGAGACGUGCUACGAGUGCAAGAUCAACGGGUACCCCAAGAGGGGCCGGCAGCGGCGCAGCGUCAACGGCACCGAGAGGCACCAG
Molecule: messenger RNA, 4590 nt
Organism: Zonotrichia albicollis (white-throated sparrow)
Lineage: Eukaryota; Metazoa; Chordata; Aves; Passeriformes; Passerellidae
Source: RefSeq, a predicted model, not a curated record